CUACUACUUAUUAAAGUUGGACGGAAUCAUUAAGAUUGGGGAUUAGUGAAGAGAGGGUCUCCUUGUCGGUCUCUGCGUUCUCUCGAUCCUCAAUCUCACCUUCAAUUCAAAAUCAGCAUCCAUGUCCGGCGAAUCCGCCUCUGCUAUCAACAGAAGCCAGGUUGAUUUACUGGACUUCGUGGACUGGUCAGGUGUAGAAUGUUUGAAUCAAAGCAGCAGUCACUCUGUUGCCAACGCUCUCAAACAGGGUUAUAGGGAGGAUGAAGGUCUGAAUUUGGAAAGUGAUGCUGAUGAACAGCUGCUGGUUUAUAUUCCUUUCAUGCAAGUUAUUAAGCUCCAUUCAGUUCUCAUCAUAGGACCAGAGGAAGAAGGUCCAAAAACCGUAAAGCUCUUUGCUAAUAGGGAGCACAUGGGGUUCAGUAACUGUAAUGAUUUCCCUCCAAGUGAUGUCGCUGUUUUAUCGGAGGAUAACCUCAAGGGAAAACCUGUUGUUGUGAAGUACGUCAAGUUUCAAAACGUUCGCAGUCUAACGAUUUUCAUCGAGGACAAUCAAUCUGGCUCCGAGAUUACCAAAGUUCAAAAAAUUGUUCUCUAUGGAUCGACGGUGGAAACAACGGACAUGAAAGCUCUUAAGAAAAUCGAGGAUCACUGAUCCUGAUUAUCGAUCCCUCCCUGCAGUGAUGGAGGAGGAGGAUCACCACAAUUGGUAACCGUGGUAACAUUUCGUUUUUCUUGUUGAGCCUUGAAAAAAAGAAGAGUUUUUUAUGAAUUGGAAACAUCAAAACUUAUUGUGGCCAUUGCAGCCAUCAAUCCUUAUGUUCCAUUUUAUCUAGCCAACCUUUUGUGCAAUUCAAGCGCCUCCCGCCCAAUUGAAGAACUAUUAAGUUUUAUAUUUUAGAAAAGAAAAAAAAGAAAGCGAAACUGUCUUUAAUUUUAUGUGAUAUAUGUAUAUUGGGUCGGACUAGUUAGGGUUUUAUAUUUUAGACUAGUUAGGGUAUUAUAUUUUAGAUAGACAACACAUAAUUUAGCUAUCAACACGUAGAGUUAGCCAAAAGUUACGCUAUAUAUGAAUGUGUUGUUUUUAUAUGCUAUAUGUUACCUUUGAUUUCAAUAAAAAUACAAAAAAUAUACCAAAAGCUUGAAAAUAAA
Andrographis paniculata is the source of this 1149-nucleotide messenger RNA. RefSeq names its product PITH domain-containing protein At3g04780. NCBI's taxonomy places the organism in Eukaryota, Viridiplantae, Streptophyta, Magnoliopsida, Lamiales, Acanthaceae. The record is from RefSeq and is a predicted model, not a curated record. Bases 122 to 652 code for a protein of 176 amino acids. The transcript has 8 exons.